AUGGAAGAUUUUUCCCAGGAGAUGGAUGAUUCCUUGUCAUCCCCAUUUAGCCUAUCAGUGGGUUCUCUGGGUGUUCCACAACAUUUGAGGAAUUUUGUUAAGGUAGGAAAGGAUUUUUCCCUUCCUAAGGGUACGAAAAAGGAGGUGAGUGAUUCUAAGAAUUAUGCGCGUAUUCCGCCAGUGUCUCCAGUUCUAGAUAAAACGAGGUUCCCCGGUGUUACAGAAACAUUGAUUCAAAGGGAGGGGAAUUGUAAAAGAGGGUCAAGGGUUAAGAAAACUCCUGAGUAUUUAAAGGACUAUAUCACUCCUAUAUGUUGUAUUUCCAGGAGUAUGGAUGGCAUCAACUGGGGAGAAGGGGAGCGAAAAUCGCGAUCUCGUUCCCGCCAGCGAGAAAAUCGGCGGAAGGCCAGAAGGGAAUAUGCGUGGGGCAUAGAAGCUUGGCAGAGAGACACUGGACAUGUAUCGAGCAUUGGAAGGGGACGAGGACUUUAUAACUAUGCCCAAUCACAGGAAACUCUUGAGCGUCCUAGGAAGAUUGACUCUAGGGCUAAUAGAACCCGACCAGUCUCCCGGGAAUCUCUACCCUCCCGUAGUUCUUACACCACACAGGAUUCGUACAGGCCCGUCCGAGGACAAUGGACUCUACAAGCACCAUCCACCCUUCCUGCAACUCAGAAUCAUUCGGAAAAUCCAUACCUUCCUCUGUGCCCCACCCAAACACCAGUCAUCACUUACGUAAACCCCACCACAAAACCAGAAGCGUCGUCCAACAGCUUUACUCAGUAUCAGACUAAUCAGUCACAAAACUCUAGUUGGGAUAACCUAUCAUUGCUUGAUUUAGGGAGUGCUGUUGGUGAGGAACUGGAAUCUCUAUCUAGUGCCCAAGAUAUAGGCAUUUUAAAGGAUGUGCUAAGUGAGGGAUUAGGAUCCCUAGUAAGCCCAUCAGGUACAGAUAUUAACAAGGACGUUGUCGACGGGGGUAUUAAAUCCUUAAACAACCCGACAGACACUGACAUUCAAAAGAAGGAACUCAAAGUGUCCAUUGCCCUAAAUACCGUCUCUGUCCCUUCCAAAGAGAAAGCUAAACCUGUACUGAAAACGGAUGAUGAAGUAAUACCCGAAACUGGAGGAUUGGCAUGUGGCCAUUGUCAAAAGACAUUUAAGCGUCGUUCCUCUCUGGCUAUUCACAUUAAGGACAAUAUAAAGGGGGCACAAAGAGGAUCCAGAACCGAAACCUAAAGGGGGAGCGGGAUGGGUCGAAAUCCAUGUGAGAGUCAAGGAUGAGGAUGGAGAAAUAAAAAAGGAAAAGACCCAUACCAUUCUGUUGGGCUAGUUAAUAAGCUCUUAGAGACAGGACAAGAACAUUUCCAUUUGUAUUAACAAGUGUAAAGUGAGUUAUCAGUGGAUGUUAGUUGGAACAGUAUUAUCAUAUCUAAACGUUUUAAACUAAGACAUUAACAUUUAAAACAGUAUUAAUUGGAUUUUUUUUAGUUAUCCAAUUGGAAGAGACUUACUAAAGAUUAAAGUUUCUACAGUAUAAUUCUAUCAGAAAUCUUCGGAACUAAGAUAUUAGCAUUUCGAUCAGUUUUACGUUCUUACUCUCAUAUUGAUUGAGUUAAUCGUGGAUUUAAGUAGUGACAGUACUAUAUAUAUCUUAAGUGUUUUACUGUUAAAGAGAUGUUUUGACAAUACAG
Molecule: messenger RNA, 1694 nt
Organism: Owenia fusiformis
Lineage: Eukaryota; Metazoa; Annelida; Polychaeta; Sabellida; Oweniidae
Source: the annotation of a GenBank genome assembly